GCCUACAGUGCUGUCUCGCCUCUCCCGCAGCUCUGCAGUGUCGCCGUGCGCAGAGUUCCACAGCUCUGCUUCCCAAGCAGGUGAGCAGAGGCUGACAACACAGCGCCUUUGUGGACAGGAGCCAUGUUGCUGGAACUCCUUCUCGCCUCGGUGCUGGGCUUCGUCAUCUACUGGUUCGUCUCUGGAGACAAGGAGGAGAGUCUGCCACUGGAGGAUGGGUGGUGGGGCCCGGGGUCGAGGCCCGUAGGCCUGGAGGACGAGAGCAUCCGGCCCUUCAAGGUGGAGACGUCGGACGAAGAGAUCAACGACUUACACCAGAGGAUCGACAGGAUCCGCUUGACCCCACCUUUGGAGAACAGCCGCUUCCACUACGGCUUCAACUCCAACUACCUGAAGAAGAUCCUCUCCUACUGGAGGCACGAAUUCGACUGGAAGAAGCAAGUGGAGAUUCUGAACUCAUACCCUCACUUCAAGACCAAGAUCGAAGGGCUGGACAUCCACUUCAUCCACGUGAAGCCCCCGCAGGUGCCCCCUGGCCGCACCCCCAAGCCCUUGCUGAUGGUGCAUGGCUGGCCCGGCUCCUUCUUCGAGUUCUACAAAAUCAUCCCGCUGCUGACUGACCCCAAGAGCCACGGCCUGAGCGAUGAGCACAUCUUUGAAGUCAUCUGCCCUUCCAUUCCGGGCUAUGGCUUCUCGCAGGCAUCUUCCAAGAAGGGCUUCAACUCGGUGAGCACCGCCAGGAUCUUCUACAAGCUGAUGCUGCGGCUGGGCUUCCAGGAGUUCUACAUCCAGGGCGGGGACUGGGGGGCCCUGGUCUGCACUAACAUGGCCCAGCUGGUGCCCAGCCACGUGAAAGGUCUGCACUUGAACAUGGCUUUGAUUUUAAGAAAUCACUACACUCUGACCCUCCUGCUGGGACGGCGCAUUGGGGGACUUCUUGGCUACACUGAGAGGGACAUGGAGCUGCUGUACCCCUUCAAGGAGAAGGUGUUCUACAGUCUGAUGAGGGAGAGCGGCUACAUGCACAUCCAGGCCACCAAGCCCGACAGUGUGGGCUGUGCUCUGAAUGACUCUCCCGUGGGACUGGCUGCAUACAUUCUAGAGAAAUUUUCCACUUGGACCAACUCAGAAUUCCGAGACCUGGAGGACGGAGGCCUGGAGAGGAAGUUCUCCCUGCAGGACCUGCUGACCAACAUCAUGAUCUACUGGACCACUGGCUCCAUCGUCUCCUCCCAGCGCUACUACAAGGAAAACCUGGGCCAGGGCUUCAUGGCCCACAAGCAUGAGCGGCUGAAGGUCCACGUGCCCACGGGCUUCGCAGCCUUCCCGUGUGAGAUAAUGCAUGUGCCAGAGAAGUGGGUGAGGACCAAGUACCCUCAGCUCAUCUCCUACUCCUACAUGCCCCGCGGGGGCCACUUCGCCGCCUUCGAGGAGCCGGAGCUGCUGGCCCGGGACAUCUGCAAGUUCGUGGGGCUGGUGGAGCGGCAGUGAUGCCUCCCAGCCUUGCCUGGGGUGAGGGGUCGGCUUGCCUCCUCCCCUGGCCUGCUGGAACCCAGCUCAGGCCUCCGUACUCACUGCCUCACCCCCAUGGCGUGGCUGAUAAAUGAUUUGACUCCCA
Molecule: messenger RNA, 1618 nt
Organism: Oryctolagus cuniculus (rabbit)
Lineage: Eukaryota; Metazoa; Chordata; Mammalia; Lagomorpha; Leporidae
Gene: EPHX1
Product: epoxide hydrolase 1
Biological process (GO): arachidonate metabolic process; epoxide metabolic process
Molecular function (GO): epoxide hydrolase activity
Source: RefSeq, marked provisional